Messenger RNA from Fundulus heteroclitus (mummichog), 1389 nucleotides. It is a transcript of the gene hmgn1b, whose product is annotated as non-histone chromosomal protein HMG-like. Lineage: Eukaryota; Metazoa; Chordata; Actinopteri; Cyprinodontiformes; Fundulidae. The transcript is spliced from 6 exons. Gene Ontology annotation, molecular function: nucleosomal DNA binding. Bases 187 to 456 code for a protein of 89 amino acids. The record is from RefSeq and is a predicted model, not a curated record. Gene Ontology annotation, cellular component: chromatin; nucleus.
CCAAUCCGGUUUCAGCUAGUUUUUCCUUCCAAUGGAACAGUAACGUCUCGCUGCGCUGUAUUAGGCUGUAUUGGCACAGCUUUAUCCAGCAUAUACCACUGUAUUUUCUGUUUCACUUACUUUAAUUCGGCUCUUUUUUUUUUCUUUUUUUUAGUAAAAAAAAAAAACUCCCCACACAAACCAACAAUGCCUAAAAGGAGCAAAGCAGCAGCAGGUGGCGACUCAGCGCCAAAGAGGAGAUCUCUUAGGUUGAAAGAUAAGCCUGCACCUGCAAAAGCAGAGGCCAAACCCAAGCCAAAGAAGGGACCUGCUAAACCUAAGAAAGCCAAGGAGGUGGAAAAGGCCAAGCCUGAGGAAAAAGCACCAGAGGCCCCAGCUGAAAAUGGCGAAGCCAAAGCUGAGGAAGAGGCUCCCGCCACGAACGCAGCCGAUCAGAAAGACGAGGCAGCUGAAUAACAUCACUCCAGCUCUGUCUUUUACCAGUGCUCCCUGUACCUCUUUUCUUGUACAAUUCAGGGGAAUAUUUUUAUCAACUAUUUUCUAAAUACAGGUUUUUUAGUAGUUUGAUUGUAGAGAACACUUUUUUUUAAACGAAACAACAAAAAAACAUAAAUUUGGACACGGGGAAACUCAUCAAACCCCACAAUUUUUUCAUCAACUCGAAUUUUCCGUCAUUGUUACUGUCAGUGGAUUUCAUUUGAGUUUAAAUGUGAAGGAGGGGAGGGGAGGGUAGGGGGGUGGGUUAGCACGUCAAACACGGAAGCUUGACGAGCAGGGGCAACAACUGGAAGAGCUUACCUGCGUGGAGUACAUUCCAUAAGCUUUAUAAGGGACAGUCUGUAGUGUGUGCUGGGGUGGGGGUGGAUGUCACCGUACAACUCAUUGUUUUCUUGUUUAUAUUGAAGAACAGUGUUUUAGAAUGUUUGUAAGUUUUUCCUAUUUGGUUAUUCAUGUAUUCAUGCCGUUUUCUUACCCAAUUCAAUCAAUAAAUCCUUAAAUUCCUAGUAUUGCAGCUUUCCCAUUGAAAACUGUGCAUCGCAUGUGUUGGUUGUCUGUCAUGUGAUAGCAUCGCAAUAAAUUUGUAUAGCUGCUGUGAAAAGAGUUUUCAAUCUUUCAAUCUGCAGUGUGUAACGGUACAUUGUAAGGAUGGUGAAAAAGGAAUUUGUUUUUAGCCAUGCUAAAGUAGUAUUUACAUUACCAAGCAAACUCCUGAGGGUGGCUUCUUUAAAGCCAACAGACAAACUGUUUUUUCACACCAGUAGCCAUAUUCUUGUGGGUUUUAGGUGUCUGUAUCAAGUCCACAUGUGCAGUUUUUUUUUUUUAUUUGUCUAGAGAUGUACUUGUGUAAUUAUUGUUAACAAACCAAUAAAACGCAGUUGGUAGCUGUUA